This is a messenger RNA of Syngnathus typhle (broad-nosed pipefish), 5055 nucleotides long. It is a transcript of the gene ano7, whose product is annotated as anoctamin 7. The coding region runs from base 1542 to 4181 and encodes 879 amino acids. Lineage: Eukaryota; Metazoa; Chordata; Actinopteri; Syngnathiformes; Syngnathidae. Gene Ontology annotation, molecular function: chloride channel activity; protein dimerization activity. Gene Ontology annotation, biological process: chloride transmembrane transport; calcium activated phospholipid scrambling. Gene Ontology annotation, cellular component: plasma membrane. The record is from RefSeq and is a predicted model, not a curated record. The transcript has 23 exons.
AACUGGGUGAGGCCAUUCUACAGGGCCAAUCAGAAAAUAGACACGCGGGUUGAUCGCGCACCCACCCAAUACAUCCGCGAAGAUCGUUGUGCAGAGGUGUAAACAUUUACCAGCUGCUGAUUGGAAUAUCUUGGACAGCAACGCAGAGGACAGAUAGACACCUCGAGACUUGGGAGGGUGAAGACUUGAGGGAGGGAGGGAGGUAGGCCUGGCUCACAGGUGAGUAUACCUGGUGUGCUGUCGAUGACCAGGUCGUUGUGAUCCAGCGACUUGUGACCAACAGGAGAGUUCCAGCUGGCCAGCAAGGGCCAAGUUUGGCCGGCAAGGGCCAAGUUGGUUCUGUUGAGUAGGGGUGUAAAUCGCGGGUUUUGUCACGAUACGAUAUCAUAUCGAUAUAAAGAAACACGAUACGAUAUUUGCCGAUAUCUUAAAGCCUGCUGUGUUUCAUUCACGACACAUCGCGAUAUAGUGCUCUACGAUCGAUAUAUAUAUAUAUUUUUUAAAUAAAAAAUACAGAACAAUAUCCUGAUUUAUAACAAUUCAUACGCAAAAUCAACAAGGUACUGCAAACUCUUUAUUUAGGAAAUGACAAGAGUAUUGUAGUGUACAAAGUGCUUAUUUUAACACUGAACUUUGAUGUCGUGUUUUUUCUUUAAAUAUAAAUAUAGAGAUUUGUGGUCCCUGAAUAUAUGAUCACCGCAUGGCAGGAUUUACAAACUGCACGUGUCUUGCCCGUUGAGCCAUCUUUUCUUUAGAAUCCAAAGUGCUUCCAAACGAAUGACUUGAAGCCUAAAGGGGAGCAAAUUCCCUCGUCUUUUUGGACACUAGCCAUAGCACCAGCCCAGGAGCCGCGUACUAGUGGUCGACUCCCCUUUCACGUGCCUGCUCUACUCACAACGCAACACGCCGCUCACUGCUCCCGGAAAGAGGAAGCAAGCAACAAUGAACUGGAUUUCAAAAUAAAGUCGCGUCUAAUGUCCGAGGUCAAACACGGCGAUAUAAAUCGAUGUUUACGUUUAGCAUUGAUUACAAUAAAUCGUAGAGCAUUAUAUCGCUUAAUCGAUGUGCAUCGAUGAAUCGUUACACCCCUACUGUUGAGGCAGUUGCGCAUGGCCCUCAGUUAAGCACUUGCUUGUGCACACGUCACAAGACGGACAGUUAGGACUGAGUGGCGAAAGGAUCCGCCGCGCCCCCGACCGGUUCAUCUGCCUGCGCUUGAGGACACAAAGAACUUUGGGUGGCCAAAAUUGCGCUUCCGCAUCCUGGUCACCACCUCUGCAAGGUUGGUGCUCUCGGAGCGAAAGCCAGUCGACAUUUCGACAGCUUCUCUCAUUUCUUUGACACCUUUGUUUUGCACACACACGGAAUUAUUUGUAGCUUUGUCACGCUGCGUUCGUUGCACCACUGAGGAUUCACUGCAUCAUUUACAGUCAGACCUGAUGACAUGAUGGCAGAGAGAAUUUGAGAAAUAAACAUGAUUGGGCUCAACAUUGCUACGGUUGCGUAGACAUUAGGACGUAAACGGGAAGUCGUUCAGGAGGAUGAAGAUGCGAGGGGACCAGGAGAUGAACACUCUGAUCACCGUAGAAAACAAGUCGGACAUCAGCUACGGGAGCAUCGCCACGAAUGCAGCCGUGACACCGCCGCGGGACAAGAACACGUUUAGCGAUGAAAGGACUCGCGUGGAUUUUGUUCUGGCUUGGGAGGAGCCUCACGGCGCCAACGUGGAGGACAGCAAGGUCGUCGACUCUGCUCACGGCAAGUGGAGAGAAAGCUUCCUGAAAAAUCUGAGAUUCUCGGGACUCCUGAUGGAGGAGAGGGAAGUGGUCCAGACCAAGUCCAGGAUCCGUUUCGUCCUGCUGAGCGCCCCCUGGAGUGUCCUCUGCUACUACGCUGAGGAAAUCAGUUUGCGCGUCCCCUUGCAGGUGGUCAAUACUUGCUACGUCAACUGGUCGGCUAGCGUGCUUCAGUACCUGGCGCUCCCCAACCCGCUGGCGCAGGACGUCCCCAAUACACCGCCCGAUUUCUAUACCUGCCAGUUCAGGACCAACAAGCUGGAGAGGUUUCUGGGCAGUGAGGACAGAGAAAACUUCUUCAAGACAACUCAAAGACAUCAAGUGCUGUACGAGAUUUUGGCCCGAACUCCUUACGGCUCCGUGUCCAGAAACGAGGUGGGAAUAGACCGUCUGCUGAGCGAGCAGGUCUUCACGUCGGCGUAUCCACUCCACGAGGGUGGAUUCCAGCUGCCCAAAAGCCCGGCGCCUGUCGAGUCUCUGAGGCUCAGGCAAAUCCUCUACGGGUACUGGGCUCAGUGGUCCUGCUGGGCUCGCUACCAACCUCUGGACCACAUCAGGGAGUACUUUGGAGAGAAGAUAGCGCUUUACUUUGCCUGGCUUGGGUUCUACACGGGUUGGUUGGUGCCAGCCUCGCUUGUCGGGACUUUGGUCUUCCUGACGGGUUUUUGGCUGAUGACCACGGAUGUUCCAGCGAAGGAAUUGUGCAACAGCGGCGGCAGUUUCGUGAUGUGUCCCAUCUGUAACAUUUGCUCCUACUGGAACUACUCCAGCAUCUGCGUUACCUUCAAGGCGGGGAUUCUUUUUGACAAUGGAGGAACGGUGUUUCUCAGCAUCUUCAUGUCCUUGUGGGCCGUCACCUUUUUGGAGUACUGGAAGAGAACCUGUUCAUCUCUGUCCCACCGCUGGGACUGCACUGAUUUCCAGGACAUAGAGGAGCGACCGCGGCCCGAGUUCACGGCCAUGGCGCCCAUGACGGUGAGGAAUCCUCUGACGGGUGCGGAGGAACCGUACUUCCCCGAGAAGAAGCGUUUCAACCGAGUGCUGACCGGCUGCAUGAUCAUCGUGGUCAUGGUCCUGGUGGUCCUGAUGUUCCUCAUCGCCAUCAUCCUGUAUCGCUCCAUCCUGAGUAUCGUCAUCUCCAAGUCCAAGCUCAGCUUCUUCAUUUUCUCCGCCGCCAGGAUUGCCAGUCUGACGGGAUCCGUGUUGAACCUGCUGGUCAUCCUGAUCUUGUCUCGUGUUUACAUCUCCCUGGCCCACAUCCUCACCAGAUGGGAGAUGCAUCGCACUCAGACCAAAUACGAAGACAUGUUCAUCCUCAAAGUGUUCGUGUUCCAAUUUGUCAACUUCUACUCGUCUCCGGUGUACAUCGCCUUCUUCAAAGGCAGAUUCGUCGGCUACCCGGGAGAGUACAUCACACUGUUUGGAGUGCGCAACGAAGAUUGCGGCGCUGGCGGCUGCCUCAUCGAGUUGGCCCAGGAGCUGCUGGUCAUCAUGGUGGGAAAGCAGCUCAUCAACAACAUCCAGGAGUUUGUCUUUCCGAAGUUGAGGGCGUGGUGGCAGAAGAGGAAGAGAAGCGCCAAGGAGCCCGAAGAGCAGGGCGGAGCAGAGCGGGGCCUUUGUCCCUGGGAGGUGGACUACCAGCUCCUGCUCUGCGAGGGGCUCUUUAGCGAGUACCUGGAGAUGGUCAUUCAGUUUGGUUUUAUCACCAUCUUUGUGGCGGCGUGCCCUUUGGCUCCUCUCUUUGCUCUCAUCAACAACUGGGUGGAAAUCCGUCUGGACGCGCAGAAGUUUGUGACAGAAUAUCGCCGACCAGUGGUGGAGCGGGCGCAGGACAUCGGCAUUUGGUUGGACAUCCUGCAGUUCAUCGCGUACACGGCCGUCCUCACCAACGCCUUCCUGAUCGCGUUCACCUCGUCCUUCCUGCCUCGCCUGUACUACCGCUACACCCGAGAGCCCGACCUCAGCGGCUUCAUCAACUUCACCCUGGCCACGUCGCCACCGCCGCGUGAGCACACCUUGGCCUGCAGGUAUCGCGGCUUCAGAGAUGAAAACGGCCAAUACCUGCCCGAAUAUUUUCACCUGCUCGCCGUCCGACUCGGCUUCGUCAUCAUCUUUGAGCACGUGGUUUUCCUCAUCGGCCGCCUGAUCGACUUGAUGGUUCCCGACAUCCCCGAGGAGGUGGAGCUCAAGAUGAAGAGGGAGCACUACAUGGCCAAGGAGGCGCUGGCCGAGAACCAGGUUCUGGGGAGGACCAUGAUUCCCGUGCAGAUGAACGACGAGUGCGGUGAACCUCGGCAGCGCAAACUUCGCCCCUCGGCGGCGCCGCCGGACACGGUGAUGAGGACCUCAGACAAAGUGGUCGAGCCGCCGGGCAGCUGCUGCUGAAGACUUUUCCUAGGACAUUUAGGACGUUGUGUAGUCGUUAGAGUAGGCCUCUUUGGCGUGGCGGAGAUGUUGGCCGGGAUACUUUGGCCAUCGCUGUCGCUCCUGCCAGACGAGCAAGAUUGGGCGCCAUGAUGGAAAGAGACGUUUGAAACCAUGUCGGUUGUUGAGGAUGGUGGUGAUGAUGAUAGCAGCUAUUUUUAGAAGGCUGAAAAUGCAGCAGUGCUCAUCAAUGUGAUUCUUUUGUCAUCUGCUUUUUCCCAUUCCAAUGACUGGGGUGGAUCAAAACAUAUUAGGUGAGGGCAACGUUCUAAAAAGAGGAGAUGAAUGCCAAGUAACAAGUGAAAUGUUGCGCUCGCUCGUACUUCAUUUCUUUUGAUAUCUAUUCCCUUCAUUUGCUGAUUUAUUCCUUUUUGUUAGUCACGCGAGCCAUUCUUCAACUAUACGCUGAAAUACGUUCAUCCUCAGUCAGGCACGAGGAUAAAAUAGUUCUUUGAAAAUGACAUCACAGUCAUGCAUCGAUGACGGCUCGGCUCAGCUCAGCUAUUUUGGAGGUGUGGCGAUGUGACGCUUACAAGCUGAGCCCAAGGCACUCUGCUGUCAUUUUCAAGCGACGCAAAAUGGCAACCGCCGACCGAGACGGGAGGAAAAAGUGCCAGCUAUUAUCAGCCACAAAUGUAAUAUGAAUCCGAUGGCUCUCACGAACAAAUUCUUGUCAACAAAAAAACGUGUCUUGACAAGAGGGUACCAUUAGUCGUAUGUUUGAUUUUUUUUCCAACCGAACCUUAUUGAAAUGGUAACUUUGACAAGAAAAAAAGCAUCGAAAACGCGACACAAAGAGCAGCCAGAGUGAUUUGAAAUAAAUGUUUGAAAUCAA